UUGUCUUUACCACUGAGCCCAUGCUCCCUCAGUCAGGACUGUCUUCCACUGCUGAAAACGCAAGAAAAGCCGGAGGGCAAAUAACUGCUUCCUUCCACAGAUCUGUCGCCAUGAAGGUCAUUUCCUCAGUUGCCCUCCUUGUUCUAGCCAGCUCAAUGUGGACUUCCUUUGCAGUUGAUUUCUUCCUUCCUAUGAGCUUUCACAUGACCGAGGAGCUUCUACAAAAGACCAAGGCCUUGUGCAUCAAGAACAUACAGAUGUGCUGGAUACUAACCUACUUCAAGGUCAGUGAGCCUAUUUGUGGCAGUAACCAAGUGACCUACGGGGGCGAGUGCCAUCUCUGCUCCGGAAUUCUAUAUGAAGACAGAACUGUAAUUAAAGUGCACGAUGGGCCAUGUGAACACUCCUCGGAUGAGUCUGAACACUGAUAAAAGUUACUGAGUUCUCAGAGAGUCACGUGGAGCAUGACUUCAAAGAUAUCCAAUUUGGGAGACAGGGUCUGGAGCUCAGUAGUAGAGAACACUAGUGUGUACGAAGUCUUAGGGAGUGUUAAACAAGAACAGCUCCUUGAGAAGGACAUCUUGGUAGUAGAAGAUACUUGGAUUAAAUUCAUUGAUUUGUUUCUUCAAUAAAUGAAUCUCAGCAUAAA
Molecule: messenger RNA, 649 nt
Organism: Mastomys coucha (southern multimammate mouse)
Lineage: Eukaryota; Metazoa; Chordata; Mammalia; Rodentia; Muridae
Gene: Spink8
Product: serine peptidase inhibitor Kazal type 8 (putative)
Exons: 5
Coding region: 21-428 (135 amino acids)
Molecular function (GO): protein binding
Source: RefSeq, a predicted model, not a curated record